Messenger RNA from Penicillium waksmanii, 528 nucleotides. RefSeq lists its product as uncharacterized. The transcript has 2 exons. The record is from RefSeq and is a predicted model, not a curated record. Bases 1 to 528 code for a protein of 175 amino acids. NCBI's taxonomy places the organism in Eukaryota, Fungi, Ascomycota, Eurotiomycetes, Eurotiales, Aspergillaceae.
AUGCGCGUGGAUGAUAAGCGGCUGAUUGCCGCACUCCUCGCGGCUCAUAAUGGCAUCAAGCUUGACUACAACGCGAUCGCCAAAAUGUAUGGCGAGGGUGCGAACUACAACACGAUGGAGCAUAAGUUCCGUGUUUAUCGCAAGGACGCCGAGGUCCUCCAUGCUGAGGCCAGUGAUCGACUGGGUACGGAUGCAGCCCCCUCAGCUGAGAACAGCCCUGAGAAACCUUCCGGCGCUCAAAUCACUACCCAGAAAAAUAUCAAAGGCGCCAAGGCAGCUAAAUCUCCUCGCGCAAAAGCAGCCAAGGGAUCAGCCAAGAAGAAGGCCCCAGGCAACCCCCAGGACAGCGACGAGGAGGCCCAGCCCCAGCGCAAGAAGGCCAGAGUCAGUUCGAAGAAGAACCAGAAAUUGAUGGACGUGGAGAAAUUUGACACAGAUGCCAAUUCUGACGCUGAAGCUACGCUGGAUGCUUUGAUGAAGACUUCUGGUGUCUAUUCCGAGCUCGGAUUGGACAUGGAGGAUCUUUAA